GCAGCUGUAGAUUCGCACACAACUGUAGUCAGUCUUGGAAUCUGAGCGCUGCCAAGAGGCAAGCACAGACGCCAGCACCGUAUUUCCAUGAGGAUGACAUGCUCUGAGAAGAGCACAGCACACCGUUUUGUUCAGGGAAUCAAAGGAGGAUCAAAGCCAAUUCUACAAUGACAGGGUUGCUGAUGUUGCCAUCUACAUCACUUUCGAUUCAGCGCCGCCCCCCCUCUUAGCUUAUUCAUAAGAAUUGCGGUCGACUCGACGAUCGAUUGGCUACAAUGAUAAUGAAUCACUUCCUCUGGCUGCUUCCACUGAUCUUUGCCCACCUGAGCUCUCCAGUCAUAUUGCUGGAGAAGAGUGAUGGAAAUCUCCUUCGCAACUGGAAUCAUAUGAUGGAGGAUGAUACAAUUGUGCUGCACAGAUCCAGAAGGGAUUGGAUGUGGAGGCAAUUCUUCCUGUCGGAGGAAUACACAGGAAGCAACUAUCAGUAUGUCGGCAAGCUUCGCUCAGACAAAGACCGAGGUGACGGAACAGCCAGAUACGUUCUCUCGGGGGAAGGUGCAGGCACAGUUUUUCGUAUCGACGAGAAGUCUGGGGAUUUACAUGCUACUCAGAGACUGGACAGAGAGGAAAAGGCCUCAUACACACUGCAGGCUCAAGCUUUCAACAAGAUCACCGGCCUCCCUUUGGAGCCUGCCACUGAAUUCGUUGUCAAGAUACAUGACAUCAAUGACAAUGAGCCCAAAUUUACCAAGGCUGUCUACACUGCCAGUGUACCUGAAAUGUCAGACGUCGGUACUUUUGUGUUAGAAGUAAAUGCCACUGAUGCAGAUGAUGCCACAUAUGGGAACAGUGCUAAACUUGUUUACAGCAUCCUGCAAGGGCAACCAUACUUCUCAGUGGAGCCCGAGACAGGAAUUGUCAGAAUAGCCCUGUCAAACAUGGACCGGGAAGUGAGAAACGAGUACCAGGUGGUUAUACAAGCUAAAGACAUGGCAGGACAGAUGGGUGGCUUAUCUGGAACUGCCAUGAUCAACAUCACCCUUACAGAUGUGAAUGACAGCCCGCCACGUUUUGCUUACAGUUCUUACCACCUAAGCACUUAUGAGUCAGCCAAUAUUGGGUCAACAGUGGGGCGAAUACGAGCCAAUGAUGGUGAUGAAGGAGAAAACGCUGAAAUGAAAUACAGAAUUAUGGAUGGAGAUGGCAAAGAAUACCUUGAUAUUAUUACAGAUGAGAUAACACAAGAGGGUGUUAUUGUUGUCAAAAAGAAACUGGACUAUGAAAGCAAGCGAGUAUACACUGUGAAAAUUGAAGUGUCUAACACACAUCAGGACCCCAACUUCUUACAUCUGGGGCCGUUCUCAGACACAGCCAUCGUCAAGGUCACAGCCAAAGAUGUGGAUGAGCCACCGAUCUUCAGCAGACCUCAGUAUGUCUUUGAGGUCAAUGAGGAUACACCAAAAGGCACUGCAAUUGGAACCAUUACAGCCUGGGACCCCGAUGCAACCGAUUAUCCAAUCCUAUACGCAAUAGAUCAACACACAGACCCUGAGAAGCUUUACCACAUCGACCCCAGGAAUGGAUCCAUCACAAUUCUGAAGUCUCUUGACAGGGAAGUGUCAAAGUGGCACAACCUAUCCAUCCUGGCCAGCGAGAUGAAUAACCCUCACCAAAGAAGCCGCAUUCCUGUCUUGAUAAAAGUUUUGGACGUAAAUGAUAAUGCUCCAGAGUUUGCCAUGAUAUAUGAGACAUUUGUGUGCGAGAAUGUAAAAGCUGGGCAGCUCAUACAGACAAUCAGUGCAAUCGACACGGAUGAACCUCUUGUGGGUCACAAAUUUGUAUUCAGCUUGAGUUCCCCGAAUUCAAACUUCACCAUCUUUGAUAAUGAAGAUAACACAGCCAGGAUUCUGACCAGAAGAAGUGGAUUUAACAGGCGUGAAAUGAGUGUCUACUAUCUGCCAGUUGUUAUCUCCGACAGCGACUACCCCAUCCAGAGCAGUACGAGCACGUUGACCAUACGUGUGUGUAGUUGUGACGCCACUGGCAACAUGCGUUCCUGCAGCGUUGAUGCAUUACUGCUCUCUGCUGGCCUGAGCACUGGAGCUCUAGUGGCAAUCCUCCUCUGCAUCCUCAUCCUCCUAAUGAUCGUGGUCCUGUUCUCGGCUCUAAAGAAGCAGAGGCGGAAGGAACCGCUGAUCAUCUCCAAAGAGGACGUAAGAGACAACGUGGUCAGCUAUAACGAUGAGGGCGGUGGUGAGGAGGACACGCAGGCAUUUGACAUCGGCACACUGCGCCACCCAGAGGUGAUCGAAAGCAACAAGUUAAGGCGUGACAUCAUCCCGGAAAUGCUGUUUCCGUAUCACAGACCUUCAACCAUGAAGGAGUGCGCAGAUGUCAGAGACUUCAUUAUUAGCAGACUGCAAGAAAAUGACACGGACCCUUUUGCACCUCCCUACGACUCCCUCGCCACUUAUGCUUAUGAGGGCAGUGGAUCCAUCGCGGAGUCACUGAGUUCUCUAGAAACUUCUGUUACUGAAGGAGACCAUGAAUACGAUUACCUCUCUAACUGGGGGCCGGAGUUUAAAAAGCUUGCUGACAUGUACAUUGGGAAGGAUACAGGAACGGCCAAUUAAGAUGCCAUUCAAGACUUCAUAUGCUCUUUAUGUGAACUUGCUGGGCUACGAGACAUAAAGGAAACAGAAAGAAGACACAAAGGAUAUGCUUCAAUUGUUUUUUUCAAAGUUGUUUUCUAACAACACACGCUGAAUUUCAGUUCUAUGAUGGAUUUUUGUGGAUGGUGUUGUGGUAAGGUGAUUUAGUGAUGAUAUUGUUUUUUGUUCACUUGCAGAAAAACAUGACUAAAAGCAAAAUGAAUGGAUGAUUUUGUGAAUAUAAACAUGACAAGACUGCCUUCAUCUUAUGACAGAUUAUAUAUGACUCCCUGUUCCUCCACCUAUAUGGUACAAUAUCCGGGAAUUACAUAUCAGUACUACAGAUACAAAUAUGGUGUGUUUCAUGGUCCUAUGGUGUUAUGACAAGUAAACAUUUUGAAGUAAAACAAAAGAAAGAGCAGUGAGAUAGGGAGAGAGAGAAAGACCACAUACAGUAAAUGCUUUAAAGGGGUCAUCGGAUGAAUUUUUAACUUUUUUACUUUUUAGAUAUUUAAUUAUGUAUGUCAGCUCAGUAAAGCUAAAGUAAAAAACAUGAAGUCAGUUAGUUAUAAACUGUGAGUCUGAAACUGUGUCUUUCAGCAAGCCGUUCCAAAUUUCCUCUGCUUGUUACGUAGGUAGCUAGUUCUUUAAAUAAAACCACCCCCGAACUAGUGUUAAUUUUGUCACAUAUUUUUUAUUUAGUCUUACCGUGGGUGAGGCGUCAAAUUCACGUCAACCACGUCUAGUUUACUAUCUUCAUUCAUGCGUGAAAGCUGCGUCAUGGGAGGGGCUUCUGCGACUCCGCUCACUUUCUGUAAUCACGUCACUACUAGAGCAAACUCCUGAUUGGUUAACGUGACGUGUUUUUGCGCCAAAGUUCAGAUUUUCAACUCACGCAUUUUCCGCGGCAACGCUCAACUCACGUUCGCAAAUGCAACUUGUUCCGUAUUUGGUAGUAAAUGCUCAUAUGCAUCCCUACAUCGAACCACAGCCUUAAAGGAAACAAACGCAAAUGUGACUGAUUUUAUAUAUGAAGAAUUAAAUUUGCGUGCGUGUGCCAAACACUUUACACCGGACUGUUUCGUCAACAAUACAGCAACAUGAUCUCACAAAGUUCCGUGGCAUAGUCACGGAAUUUUGUGCUCAUUUUUCCGUGGCAUUCUCACGGAUCUCCGCAUUUUUCCGUGGCCCUGCUACGGACUGUCUUUUUCCGUGGCAUUCUCACGGAUUGGUUACUCAACUGCUUUUUCCUAUUUUCAAACCAUUUUCGCUUCGGUUUAGGGUUAGAUUUGGUGUUUGCAUUAGUAUGUCACUUUAACUAUUGGUUUAUAUAAUUUUUUCUGAUGUAUUCUUUUAUAUUUUCUAAACUUUAAACAAUUGUCGC
This is a messenger RNA of Paramisgurnus dabryanus, 4035 nucleotides long. It is a transcript of the gene cdh10a, whose product is annotated as cadherin 10, type 2a (T2-cadherin). Gene Ontology annotation, molecular function: cadherin binding; calcium ion binding; beta-catenin binding. Gene Ontology annotation, cellular component: adherens junction; catenin complex; plasma membrane. The record is from RefSeq and is a predicted model, not a curated record. Gene Ontology annotation, biological process: homophilic cell-cell adhesion; cell migration; cell morphogenesis. NCBI's taxonomy places the organism in Eukaryota, Metazoa, Chordata, Actinopteri, Cypriniformes, Cobitidae.